Molecule: messenger RNA, 2015 nt
Organism: Balaenoptera musculus (blue whale)
Lineage: Eukaryota; Metazoa; Chordata; Mammalia; Artiodactyla; Balaenopteridae
Product: acetylcholine receptor subunit beta-like
Exons: 11
Coding region: 1-1584 (527 amino acids)
Biological process (GO): nervous system process; chemical synaptic transmission; monoatomic ion transmembrane transport
Cellular component (GO): postsynaptic membrane; neuron projection; synapse
Molecular function (GO): transmembrane signaling receptor activity; acetylcholine-gated monoatomic cation-selective channel activity
Source: RefSeq, a predicted model, not a curated record
AUGCAGCCUGACCUGGGUCCUCCAAGCCUUCUGCCCACCUGCGGUAAAGGGGCAGUGACAGGGCCAGAGGUCGUGGCCAGGAACCAGGGCUUCACUCAGUUCUCUCCUCCUCCAGGCGCCCGCGGCUCGGAAGCGGAGGGCCGACUCCGUGAGAAACUUUUCUCGGGCUAUGAUAGCUCGGUGAGGCCGGCGCGGGAGGUGGGAGACCGCGUCGGGGUCAGCGUUGGUCUCAGCCUAGCGCAAUUAAUCAGCCUGAACGAGAAGGAUGAGGAGAUGAGCACAAAGGUCUACUUAGACCUGGAGUGGACUGACUACAGGCUGAGCUGGGACCCUGAGGAGCACGAGGGCAUCGAUUCACUCCGCAUCACUGCCGAAUCCGUGUGGCUACCAGACGUGGUGCUCCUAAACAACAAUGACGGAAAUUUUGAUGUUGCUCUGGACAUCAACGUCGUGGUGUCCUCCGACGGCUCCGUGCGCUGGCAGCCCCCGGGCAUCUAUCGCAGCAGCUGCAGCAUCCAGGUCACCUACUUCCCCUUUGACUGGCAGAACUGCACCAUGGUGUUCAGUUCCUAUAGCUAUGACAGCUCAGAAGUCAGCCUGCAGACUGGCUUGGGUCCCGAUGGGCAGGAGCGGCAGGAAGUGCACAUUCAUGAAGGCACCUUCAUUGAGAAUGGUCAAUGGGAGAUUAUUCACAAGGCUUCUCGGCUAAUCCAGCCUCCAGUGGAUCCUAGGGGAGAGGGGGAAAGACGGCGUGAGGAAGUCACCUUAUACCUCAUCAUUCGCCGGAAGCCUCUCUUUUACCUAGUCAACGUCAUUGCCCCAUGCAUCCUCAUCACUCUUCUGGCCAUCUUCGUCUUCUACCUGCCACCAGAUGCAGGAGAGAAGAUGGGGCUCUCGAUCUUUGCCCUGCUGACCCUUACUGUGUUCCUGCUGCUGCUGGCAGACAAAGUGCCUGAGACCUCCCUGUCUGUCCCCAUCAUUAUCAAAUACCUCAUGUUUACCAUGGUCCUCGUCACCUUCUCAGUCAUCCUUAGCGUCGUAGUCCUCAACCUGCACCAUCGCUCACCCUACACCCACCAAAUGCCCCUUUGGGUCCGUCAGAUCUUUAUCCACAAACUCCCUCUGUAUCUGGGUCUGAAGAGACCCAAGCCUGAGAGAGACCAGAUACCGGAGCCACCUCCUAUACCUCUCAGGGAUUCUCCAGGAAGUGGCUGGGGUCGGGGAACAGAUGAAUAUUUCAUCCGCAAGCCACCAAAUGAUUUUCUCUUCCCCAAACCCAACAGGUUCCAGCCUGAACUGUCUGGCCCGGACCUGCGGCGAUUUAUCGAUGGUCCAAACCGGGCUGUGGGCCUGCCUCCCACAGGGGAGGAAACGACCCGGGAGGUCGUUUCCUCAAUCAGCUACAUCGCUCAACAGCUGCAGGAACAGGAGGACCACGACGCGCUGAAGGAGGACUGGCAGUUUGUGGCCAUGGUGGUGGACUGCUUCUUCCUGUGGACCUUCAUCAUCUUCACGAGCGUCGGGACCCUCGUCAUCUUUCUGGACGCCACGUACCACUUGCCCCCUCCCGACCCCUUUCCUUGAGGACGAGAGGGCCGAGACCGAGGUCCUCGGCCAGUUGAAUUGAGAGUUAGUUUGGUAGUACUCUCAAGCCCUAUCCCUUUCUGCAUCUUAACUCCUUCACUAGGAGUCCAAUCCUCUCAUCAUUUCGUUUCUAGGGAGGAAGCCCAAGUGGGACUGGGCAGGUGGGGGCCUUGGGCCCACCUGAAAUGCACUAUCUGCUUAUUUACUCUUUGGCUUCUUGAAGAAGCUCCAUUGGAUAUUCACACCUAGGUUGGCAAUGAAUGGAACAAAGAACAAGCGCUAGCUUGUAAGCCUUCUGAGGGCAGGAACUAUGUCUGUUCACUGUAAUAUCCCCAGCACCUAGCACAGAUCCUAACCUAUAUGGCCGCUACCUCUGGUUGAAUGAAUAGGGAAUUUUUUUUCUGUAAGGAAAUACACUAAUAUCGCUUAUA